AUGGCUCCCCCUCCGCACACCUCGGACUCGCCCUCGUUGUCGUCGGCCACCAUAGCCGACCCGGGCCCUGGGCCUGAGGCCAAGCACCAGGGGGCCGCGUCCAGGCUGUUCAGCACGCUCGGCGCCUUUGCGCAGACGCGGCCGGACCUUGAGAAGAAUCUGGCGUAUAGCUACGCCGGGUCCGGCACCGACGCGGACCCGUUCCUGGUCGAGUUCCUGCCCGACGACCCGCACGAUGCGCUCAACUUCUCAAAGUCCAAGAAGUGGACCAUCACGGCCAUCGAGGGCAUGGCCACGCUGGCCGUCACAUUUGCCAGCUCGGCCUACUCGGGCGCCGCGCGCGAGGUCGUGCGCCAGUUCGCCGUGUCCCAGAUCGUCGUCACCCUCGGCGUCUCGCUCUUCGUGCUUGGUUUUGCCAUUGGCCCCCUCUUCUGGGCCCCGCUGGGCGAGCUGUACGGCCGCCAGCGCAUCUUCAUCAUCACCUUUGCCGCCAUCACCGCCUUCAACGCCGGCGCGGCCGGCGCCCCCACCAUGGCCGCGCUGCUGAUUCUCCGCUUCUUCGCCGGCGCCUUCGGGUCGUCCAUCCUGACCAACGCCGGCGGCGUUAUCGCCGACAUGUUCAACGCCUCCGAGCGCGGACUGGCCACCAGCGUGUUUGCCAUGGCCCCGUUUCUGGGACCGGCCAUCGGCCCCAUCGCAGGCGGCUUUCUCAGCGAGACGGAGGGCUGGCGCUGGGUCGAGGGCCUGAUGGCCAUCUUCACGGGCGUGCUGUGGAUCAUCGGCAUCAUCUUCAUUCCCGAGACCUAUGCGCCCGUGCUCCUGCGCCGGCGCGCCAAGCUGCUGUCCAAGACCACCGGCAAGACGUACAUCUCGACGCUCGACGCCGGCAAGCCGCCGACCACGCUGUUCCAGAAGUGCAAGACGGCGCUCACUCUCCCCUGGGUCCUGCUGGCCAAGGAGCCCAUCGUCCUGAUCACGUCCCUCUACAUCGCCAUCAUCUACGGCACCCUGUACCUCAACUUCGCCGCCUACCCCAUCGUCUUCCAGCAGCAGCGGGGCUGGAGCCCCGGCAUCGGCGGCCUGGCCUUCAUUGGCACCGCCGUCGGCGUGCUGAUCGCCACCAUCGGCAGCAUAAUCGACAAUAAGCGCUACGUGCGGCUCGCCGCGGCGGCCAAGGGCGGCGUGCUCCCGCCAGAGUCGCGGCUGCCCCCGGCCAUUCUCGGCUCCGUGCUGAUCCCCGCCGGGCUCUUCUGGUUUGCGUGGACCUGCGGCCCAGAUAUCCACUGGUCUGUCUCCAUCAUCGCCUCGGCCUUCUUCGCCUGCGGCCUCAUCCUGGUCUUCCUGUCGCUGAUCAACUACCUGAUUGACUCUUACGUCGUCUUCGCCGCGUCGAUCCUGGCCGCCGGCUCCGUCGUCCGAUCCCUAUUCGGCUUCGCGUUCCCGCUGUUCACGAGCAAGAUGUACGAGAACCUAGGGAUCCACUGGGCCAGCUCGGUGCCGGCGUUCCUCGCGCUCGCGUGCGUGCCGUUCCCGUUCCUCUUCUGGCGCUACGGCGCGCCCAUCCGCAUGCGCUGCGAGUUCGCCUCCGAGGCCGCCAGGAUCCUCGAGCAGAUGCGCGCUUCCCGCCAUGCCCCUGCGCCAGCCCUCACUGAGGAGGAUGCUGUUGCUGAGGCCAUCCAGGUCUGGCGGACUCGCUCACAUGCUAGUGGUGCUGCGCCGGCCCAUUGA
Messenger RNA from Lasiosphaeria miniovina, 1728 nucleotides. Its product is annotated as major facilitator superfamily domain-containing protein. Bases 1 to 1728 code for a protein of 575 amino acids. Gene Ontology annotation, cellular component: plasma membrane. The transcript is spliced from 3 exons. The record is from RefSeq and is a predicted model, not a curated record. Gene Ontology annotation, biological process: transmembrane transport. NCBI's taxonomy places the organism in Eukaryota, Fungi, Ascomycota, Sordariomycetes, Sordariales, Lasiosphaeriaceae. Gene Ontology annotation, molecular function: transmembrane transporter activity.